Messenger RNA from Galeopterus variegatus (Sunda flying lemur), 6206 nucleotides. It is a transcript of the gene TOGARAM1, whose product is annotated as family with sequence similarity 179, member B. Gene Ontology annotation, biological process: microtubule cytoskeleton organization. The record is from RefSeq and is a predicted model, not a curated record. Gene Ontology annotation, molecular function: microtubule binding. Gene Ontology annotation, cellular component: cytoplasmic microtubule; cilium. The coding region runs from base 1 to 5325 and encodes 1774 amino acids. The transcript is spliced from 20 exons. NCBI's taxonomy places the organism in Eukaryota, Metazoa, Chordata, Mammalia, Dermoptera, Cynocephalidae.
AUGGCGGCUGCGCCUUCCGCGCUGUCCCUUCUGUCGCCCCCUCCAGCCCUUUGUACCUAUCGCCUCCGGAGUCGCAGUCGUCCCUCAGCCCCAGAGACUGAUGAUAAUCGAGUUGGGAGCACCAUGAGAGGAGAGAAAAACUACUACUGCCGUGGAGCUGCUGAGGACCACGGUUCCUGCCCCCCUACACCUUCGCCUCUCUCAUCGACCCUUUUGAUGCCGGCGGAGGCAGUCUCAAGUAGCUGGGCUGCUUCUGGAGGCGGUUUGUCAGGGGGAGAUGAAGAGGAGACUCGACUCCUUCAACUCUUUCGUACCGCGCCGGAUCCUUCCGAGGCCUUCCAGGCUUUGCAGGCUGCUUUGCCGUGGCGGGGCGGUAGACUUGGUUUACCCCGACGCAAGGAAGCAUUGUAUCGGGCCCUGGGCAGAGUGCUUGUGGAGGGAGGUAGUGAUGAGAAGCGACUCUGCUUGCAACUUCUCUCGGACGUUCUUCGGGGUCAGGGGGAGGCCGGCCAGCUGGAAGAGGCCUUUAAUUUAGCACUUCUGCCUCAACUAGUUGUCUCCUUACGAGAAGAGAAUCCAGCUCUGAGGAAAGAUGCGCUGCAGAUCCUGCACGUAUGUCUGAAACGUAGUUCUGGACCGGUGCUGAGAACGCUUAUACAACAGGGACUGGAAAGUACCGAUGCCCGGCUUAGAGCUUCCACAGCAUUAUUGCUCCCUAUCUUGCUUACUCCUGAGGAUUUGUUGCUCGGCCUGGAUCUCACCGAGGUGAUAAUAUCCCUAGCCCGAAAGCUUGGAGAUCAGGAUAUAGAAGAAGAAUCUGAGACAGCUUUCUCUGCACUUCAACAAAUUGGGGAGCGACUUGGCCAAGAGAGGUUUCAAUCCUAUAUUUCUCGCCUACCUUCUGCCCUGAGGAGACACUACAAUCGCCUCAUGGAGUCCCAGUUAGGAAGUCAGGUUCCUUAUUAUUUGGAACUUGAAGCCUCUGGAUUUCUUCAAGAUCCCCUUCCUUGUGCGGGGACUCUUUCCAACAGUAAUCUGAAAUUUGGGAUUAUUCCUCAGGAGUUGCAUUCGAGAUUGCUGGAUCAGGAAGACUAUAAGAACCGGACUCAGGCUGUUGAAGAACUAAAGCAGGUGCUGGGAAAAUUUAAUCCUAGUUCUACCCCUCAUUCUAGUCUUGUUGGUUUCAUUAGCUUGCUGUAUAAUUUGUUAGACGAUUCUAACUUCAAAGUGGUCCAUGGCACACUUCAGGUCCUGCAUUUACUGGUUGUUCGCCUUGGAGAGCAGGUACAACAGUUUUUGGGACCAGUUAUAGCAGCUUCUGUCAAAGUGUUGGCAGACAAUAAGUUGGUGAUCAAACAAGAAUACAUGAAAAUCUUCCUGAAGCUAAUGAAAGAAGUAGGUCCUCAACAGGUGCUUUGUUUGCUCCUGGAACAUCUCAAACAUAAGCAUUCCAGAGUUAGAGAGGAGGUAGUGAACAUUUGCAUCUGCUCCCUUCUGACCUAUCCCAGUGAGGAUUUUGACUUACCCAAACUGUCUUUUGAUCUUGCCCCAGCUCUUGUAGAUAGCAAACGCAGGGUACGCCAAGCAGCUCUAGAAGCCUUUGCUGUGUUGGCAUCAUCAAUGGGCUCGGGUAAAACCAGCAUCCUUUUUAAAGCUGUGGAUACUGUGGAACUGCAAGAUAAUGGAGAUGGAGUGAUGAAUGCUGUACAGGCCAGAUUGGCUAGGAAAACCCUACCAAGGCUAACAGAACAGGGAUUUGUGGAAUAUGCUAUUCUCGUACCAUCUUCUGCCCAGGGUAGGUCAAGCCAUUUGGCACAUGGAGCUGAUACAGACUGGCUUUUGGCUGGUAACAGAACUCAGAGUGCACACUGUCACUGUGGUGACCACAGGAGGGAUAGCAUGCAAAUUUAUGGGUCUUAUAGUCCAACUAUCUGUACUCGACGGGUAUUAAGUGCAGGAAAAGGAAAAAAUAAAUUACCAUGGGAAAAUGAGCAGCCUGGAAUCAUGGGAGAAAACCAGACCGCCAAUUCCAAGGAUAUAGAGCAGUUUUCAGCAUAUGAUUUUAUCCCGUCUCCAAAAUUAAAGCCUUCUCAAGGAAUGUCAGUCAAUGAUGAUUUAUGUUUUAGCAGAAAAAGAGUGUCAAGAAACUUAUUUCAAAAUAGUCGGGAUUUUAACCCAGAUUCUUUUCCUGUAUGUGCUGCUGUGUAUGCUAGCCUAAAUUUUGGCAGUAGGACACAGCAAACAUUUGGUAGUCAAACAGAGCAUACUUCGACAUACUGUGGUUCAAAUCCAAGUCCAGGAAACUUCACCCUUCCAUCCUAUCCCCUCUCAUCACCUCGAACUAGUCCAAAGCACACAUCUCCUCUUACUAUAUCUCCAAAGAAGUCUCAAGAUAAUUCCAUGAACUUCUCAAAUUCCUGGCCUCUUAAAAGCUUCGAAGGACUAUCAAAGCCAAGCCCACAGAAAAAGCUUUUCAGCCAAAAAUCAUCUGACCCAACAGGAGAAAAUUCUCAAGAAAAACCUUCUGCAGUUCAGCUUACACCUGCCUUGGUGAGAUCACCAUCUUCCCGACGAGGCCUAAAUGGGACAAAGCCUGUCCCUCCCAUACCAAGGGGAAUAAGCCUUUUGCCUGAUAAAGCUGAUUUAAACACAGUGGGACACAAAAAGAAAGAGCCUGAUGAGAUUUGGAAGAGUGAAAAAGAUGGUCUUACAAUUGAUCUUUCGGAGUUAAAUUUCAGGGAUAAAGAUUUGGAUCAAGAAGAGAUGCAGAGCUCUCUUAGGUCCCUCCGUAAUAGUGCAGCUAAGAAAAGAGCAAAACUGAAUGGAAGUAUUUCUGAUCUUGAAAGCCCUGAUUCUGCAAUGAAGCUUGACUUGACUUUGGACUCCCCAUCUCGAUCUUCUUCUCCAAACAUCAGCUCCUACAGUGAAAGUGGAGUUUAUAGCCAAGAAUCAUUGACUUCUUCUCUGUCUACAACUCCCCAGGGGAAGAGAAUAAUGUCAGACAUAUUUCCAACAUUUGGAUCAAAACCUUGUCCAACGAGACUUUCUUCUGCAAGGAAUAAAAACUCUCAUAUAGCUGAACAAAGCCCCAGCGCAGUACUUACAGGGUCAUCAUCAAAUUCACACCAAACUUCCAGUUUUGACUUCACAUCCACAAAUACCUUAUCAGAAGACUCAGUAGUAGUUGUUGGAAAAGGUGUAUUUGGAGGUCCAAAUUCAGCACCAGCAACCUGCAGCCAAUCAGUAGUGUCUUCUGUGGAAAAUGGGAAUUCAUUUUCAAUUAAACAAAAUAUUGAACCACCAUCAGGGAUUUAUGGAAGAGCAGUCCAGCAAAGUAUUCCAUCAUAUCUUGAUGUUGAGAAUGGAAAAGAUAGUAAAGUUUCUAUUUCAAAAUCUACUUAUGACAAGAUGAGACAAAAGAGAAAAGAAGAAAAAGAGCUUUUUAACAUUAAAGAUUGUGAAAGGAAGGAACAGAAUUCCUGGGAAAGAAUGAAACAUACAGGAACUGAGAAAUUGGCAUCUGAAAACUUACAUAUUUUUGGAGAUGAGGUGGAAAUAUCAAAAAAUGAGAGUUCCCAUUAUGAAAAUAUUGCCUUCAACCCUCCACUGAAAGGAGGGUCCAGUUUAAAACAGUCACCAUCUUUAGUGUUUUCAGAUUCAGGUGAUGCAUCUCCUGGAGCCAUUUUACAGUAUAAAGAAAGGAUGCCUUCUGUCACUCAUAGUCCAGAAAUAAUGGCUUUAUCAGAACUACGGCCAUUUUCCAAACCAGAAAUGGCACUAACAGAAGCCCUGAGGCUUCUAGCUGAUGAAGAUUGGGAGAAGAAAAUUGAGGGACUGAAUUUUAUUAGAUGCUUAGCUGCUUUUCAUUCAGAGAUAUUGAACACAAAGUUGCAUGAAACAAAUUUUGCAGUAGUUCAAGAGGUGAAAAAUUUACGCUCUGGAGUUUCUCGUGCUGCUGUGGUCUGUUUAAGUGAUCUUUUCACUUAUUUGAAAAAGAGCAUGGAUCAAGAAUUAGAUACUACGGUAAAAGUUUUGUUGCACAAGGCUGGAGAAUCCAAUACAUUUAUAAGAGAAGAUGUUGACAAAGCAUUGAGAGCUAUGGUUAAUAAUGUAACUCCUGCACGUGCAGUCAUUUCCCUUAUCAAUGGAGGACAAAGCCAUUUACACAUUGCAGUAAGAAGAUGUACAGCCCAGCACUUAUCUGAUGUAGUGGAAUUUAUGGAACCAGAUCGUAUUUUAUCUGGAACAAAGGAUAUGGCCGAACGUAUAUUACCAGCUGCUGCUAAGUUUGCUCAAGACAGCUCACAAGAAACCAGGUAUUAUGGUCGAAAGAUGCUUUUCCUCAUGAUGUGUCAUCCUAACUUUGAAAAAAUGCUUGAAAAGUAUGUCCCAUCUAAAGAUUUGCCAUAUAUUAAGGAAUCUGUUAAAAAUUUACGCCAAAAGGGCUUGGGAGAAAUACCACUAGAGACUCCUUCAGCAAAAGGAAGACGAUCUCAUACUGGCAGUGUUGGAAAUACAAGAUCAUCCUCUGUUUCUAGAGAUGCUUUCAAUUCAGCUGAAAGAGAGGUAACUGAAAUUCGUGAAGUCAACAGAAAAUCAAUUCCUCGUAAUUCCUUAGAAAGUGCUGAGUACAUAAAAGUCAUAACAGGUUUAUUAAAUGCAAAAGACUUUCGUGAUCGCAUAAAUGGGAUUAAACAGCUUUUAUCAGAUACUGAAAAUAAUCAAGAGCUUGUUGUUGGAAACAUUGUAAAGAUCUUUGAUGCUUUUAAAUCUCGACUUCAUGAUUCCAAUAGUAAAGUAAAUCUGGUGGCUCUAGAAACAAUGCACAAAAUGAUUCCGUUACUGAGAGAUAACUUAUCUCCUAUAAUCAACAUGCUAAUUCCAGCAAUAGUGGAUAACAAUCUGAAUUCCAAGAAUCCAGGCAUCUACGCUGCUGCUACAAAUGUUGUUCAGGCACUGAGUCAGCAUGUAGACAAUUAUUUACUACUACAGCCAUUUUGCACAAAAGCUCAAUUUUUAAAUGGAAAAGCAAAACAGGAUAUGACAGAAAAGCUUGCUGAUAUUGUUAUGGAACUUUAUCAAAGGAAACCCCAUGCCACAGAACAGAAAGUGUUGGUCGUUUUAUGGCACCUCUUAGGGAACAUGACAAAUAGUGGGUCUCUGCCUGGAGCUGGAGGAAAUAUACGAACAGCCACAGCUAAAUUAUCAAAAGCACUUUUUGCACAGAUGGGUCAGAAUCUGUUAAAUCAGGCUGCAUCUCAACCACCACAUAUCAAAAAGAGUUUAGAGGAAUUGCUAGAUAUGACAAUUUUAAAUGAAUUAUGAGUCUUUGAUAAAAUAUGGUAUGAUGAACAAAACUGUUUACAUGAUGACAAAUCAAACUUUUUUAAAGUUACAUUUUCAGUGCCUGCACUUCACAUCCAGUAAAUUGAAGCAAUGGCUAUUUUUAUUUGCAGUCUGUGAGUGCACAUCUGUCCUAUAAAAACCCUACCACUUGUACCCAUUACACAAAAACCUAAAAUAAUUAAUAUAACCUAAUAUUUAUGAAAUCUGAGGCACGUGGAAUGAAUCCGAUUUUAAUAUUUUUGAGAUAAGUCCUGCUCAUUUGCACUAUUCUGUAGAAACUGCAAUUUGUUGCCCUAUAUGUACAAUUAGAUUUGUAAUUAAAAAUAUACUUUUUGUUAUGUAAUCAUGUUCUGCUAUGUCUCAUUACUCAGCCUUAUUUUAUGAAGUGGAAGAAAAGUCAUUGAACUAUGUUAUCACAAACUAGGUUUUGUGUGCUAUUUGUGAAAAUAUGUAUUUCUGAAUCAGUUCACUAAUAUGAUUGUGCAGUAUUAGCUUGCUUUUGCUGCUGUGUUAAUGUGAUGUAUUCACUUACCUUUUGGGUUUAAUUAUCUACAUAAUUGUGAAAUUUACAAGUUAUAAUAAAGCAUGAUGACCAAAGUUUUAGAAAAUAUUAAACAUUUUAAAUGCACGUUUAAGAAAACGUGUUGAAUGUAACUUUCCUAUUUUUGUGUGCAAACACUAAAUUUUAUUUCUAUAUGUCCUGACAUUUAUAAAGGUGUUAUUUUGCUGCCCAGUUGUGUAAUUCCCAAAAAUAGUACCAGGUCUUCUAUAGCUUUUCUCAGAAUUCUUGGGCUUACAAGUACUGUAUGCAUCUGAAAAAAGAAAAGGAAUGUUAUGAAAUAAAAGGAUUUAUUUCUGUA